This is a messenger RNA of Clunio marinus, 381 nucleotides long. The record is from the annotation of a GenBank genome assembly. Lineage: Eukaryota; Metazoa; Arthropoda; Insecta; Diptera; Chironomidae.
AUGAGAGUUGUUACAAGUGUUGAUUGCAUUUUAAGUAGUUCAUCAACAUCACAAUCGAAACAUAAAUAUUUCAUGUUUCUGCAAUAUUUGCCAAUCGAAAACAUAAAAUUUUAUGGAGAAAGCGUUAGCUCAUUAGCAGAAGUGCUUGUAAUCGCUUUGCAAAUGAUGCUAAAUUAUAUCACAAGAAGAUCAAGACGUAAAAAGACGAAAGAAACGAUAUUUAGCACUAGAGCAAGGUUCAUCAAUCUCAAGACCUUGAACUCUUUAGAAGGUUUUCUUUAUGUCUUAGAUCACAACAUUAGCUUUCUGAAUUUAGUUUCAAUUUAUUAUAAAAGUUUUCGUUUAAAAUAUCAAAAGAAAUCCAAGAACAGGAAAACUUAA